CGUUUUCCUGGUUCCAGUGUUCACUAGGUUCACUGCUUCUUCUUAUUCACUUACUUUUCCUGUGUUACACGUUUGUGAUUCAAAAUCAAGGUGCAAAGUUACCUUCAUUAACUCUUAUUACGACUACUUCUCCGCAACGAGGGUUCCAUACGCCUGUACAGCUCAUGGCUGCCACUCAACAGUUACCUUCAUGGAUGACACUGGCAACUACCGUAUAUACAGAUGCUGCAGGUCAAACUGUAACCAGCGAAACCACCCUUCAGCUUCCACUCACUUACUACGGUCCAAGUAUUCCCUUGGGCAGUGAUGGUGCUUGGACAUACGGUGGUCUCACCUCACCAGCAGCAUCAACGUCUUUUCUAACGACUUCCUCCACUGCAACAUCUUCCACCUUUACCUCAACAUCCUCUGCGACACCUACUUCCUCUACGACAUUUACUUCCUCUGCGACACCUCCUUCCUCCUCAUCAUCCUAUCAGUCUACAUCUACGUUUAUCUCAUCGACUCCUACUUCUACAUCGCCUUCUACCUCUGUCACAUCAAAUCCCUCUUCACAUGCGACUGCUUUAUCCAAAGGAGCCCUCAUCGGUAUCAUCAUCGGUGCCAUCAUCUUGUUUAUCCUCUUGCUUCUGCUUUUCAUCUGGUUCGUCCGUUGGAACUCCCGUCGAAGAGACUCUAGGGCUAUCACACCUAUAUGGACAGGAUGGAAUGUUCUUACCCCUGAUCCAACCGGCGACGAGGAGAAUCGUCCAGCUGGUCUGGGUUCUCCUCGCGAUAGCGGUGAUGAUGAAGCAGAUUCUUUCCUCCGUCGCAGCACUGCUACAGAGCCUGAACGUCGUCCACGUCCAGUAUCUUCUCUUCCCCCCGGCGCCGCCCCACCCUAUAUUGUGGGAAGCACCGGCUCUGACAGAACAAGAUCCUCCCAGGCUUCGACAGACUAUGGCGUCGUCCUACCUGGCUCAGGACACUUUGGACAGGCCUACAGUGGUGAUGGCAUCCCUGCUCACGCCAGCAGUGAAAUGCUAGGCCACAUCAUGCCUCCUGGUGAGCUCCUCCGCAUUACAGAUGAGGAAGAGCCGGAGGACAUACCCCGACCACGCAUGUACAGCUCAAGUCAUCCCUCUCUACCCGAGCACAUCGCCCCCCUACUCCCACCCCCACCUUUUGAGGGUGCUGCUACUCGCAAGCCUUCAGACCGCUCCCUACUCAACGAAAAGGAAAAAUCCGUCCGCAGUGCCUCUUACCCAACGAGUGACCUUGAGGACUCCAAAAUCUUCACUGCUCGCCGCGUACGCGUCCAGGAGCUCGGUUCCCGCAGCCCGCAAGAUGACGACUCCACGCAUACCCAGCCUGUUGCAGGACCCGCCAGCUGGCGCAACUCUUUCUCUCGUCUGCGGAGGAGCUGGUUUGGUUCCUCCUCAUCUCGCAGCGGAUCAAACUCGCGCAAGGGAUCAGAUAAAGACGCCGAGGCAGCCCAAUCCUUGCUUGGUCGCAGACUUGGUGUAGGCUAUACCCUUGCAGGAGACCGUCCGAUAUCGAGCGUGAGCGCUAAGAGCGCCGUAUCCGGGAACACAGUGUACCAUGACGCAGUCUCUCGUAUGGGUACUCCUGUUUCCCUUCCUUCAAGAGCAAUCACGCCUGCGAGUCAGAGGGGAAGCGCAGUUCCUGCAACGGACUUUGCACCUCCUAUGCCCAGUGGAGCACCCCCAGCAUAUGAUGAUCCCUAUGAUUUGAUGGGUAGUAGGGUCCCCAGUCCGUUGUCUCCCACAGGCGUUGACGUUCUGGAUACACCAGCACCAGCUCCUUUUUCAUCCGCUUCGACGAGUGGGAGACCUUUGCCGCCAGGUCUUGUCCCGUUGUACAGUCGCCAUGCGUGGAGAGACUCAUUGUCUGUGAUCACGGGCUCGUCAAAUGACGCGGGCAUCACAAUCGAUGUUCUCGAUGCUGAGCCGCCACGAGCAGGUGACGGUUGGAGGAGCUUAGCCGGUGGCCUCCUUGGUGUCAGUGCAGGACCAGACCCAAGUGAACAAAGAACCCCGUUUGGAACUCCCCAAUUCAUCCAUCAAGGAAAUCCCUUGGUCUCUGAGCGGGGGUCUUUGCAUUCUAUGCGUUCACACCUAAGUCCCUACUCUGCACGUUCAUCUUCAGGCUCAGCACCUGCAUCCUCAGCACGCGUUUUCAAUCUCUCAGGGUCCAAUUCUUCUCGUCCUUCUGCAAAUUCUGCCCACUCACGCGUAACAACCACGUCCUCUGCGUCGUUGAACUCUAGUCGACCGUUUGGUCCUAUCUCACCAUCUGUGAGUGCGUUUGGACACGCAGAUCCUUCGCGGUACACGUCCCACACCAUUGAGGAAAAUGAGGACCAGUUUGCGGAGCCAGGCAGCCGCACAUCGAUUCUUGGUCCUAUGCCCUCAUUCUCCACUCGUUCGAUGAUCUCCCAACCAACGAUCCGUAGUGUGGGUGGCACAACGGUAACGAGCGAUGACACAGAGAUGACAAGAACGACUGUCACUUCGGGUUCUGAGGAUGUAAUAAGCACGCCUAGAACAUGGUUUCAAGAACGACUGAGGGCCGAGAUUUGAGAUGACCCAGCGCUAUAGAUGAGUUCUCUUCCAAGCGCUGGGGCAGGGCUAUUCUAUAGAUGUGACUUUUCCUUACUUAUUCUUGUUGCUUCAUCAUAACUUUUGCGAUACCUCCACUUACUUUUGCGAUCCCUAUCAUACUCGAUCUUGUACGUUCGUUACGAAGAUUACGAUCACCUCCUUACUUACUGCUAAGUACUGAUGUCUGGCAUACGAUUCUUGUACAGUCUCUGGUGAAAGAUACAACGGUCAUUCAUAACGCCACAAGC
Messenger RNA from Suillus plorans, 2851 nucleotides. RefSeq lists its product as uncharacterized. NCBI's taxonomy places the organism in Eukaryota, Fungi, Basidiomycota, Agaricomycetes, Boletales, Suillaceae. The record is from RefSeq and is a predicted model, not a curated record. Bases 165 to 2582 code for a protein of 805 amino acids. The transcript is spliced from 4 exons.